This is a messenger RNA of Chenopodium quinoa (quinoa), 1129 nucleotides long. RefSeq names its product DNA repair RAD52-like protein 2, chloroplastic. Gene Ontology annotation, molecular function: DNA binding. Lineage: Eukaryota; Viridiplantae; Streptophyta; Magnoliopsida; Caryophyllales; Amaranthaceae. Gene Ontology annotation, biological process: double-strand break repair via homologous recombination. The coding region runs from base 212 to 799 and encodes 195 amino acids. The record is from RefSeq and is a predicted model, not a curated record. The transcript is spliced from 5 exons.
GCGGGUCAUGGCUUUUAAUAGGGUUCCAAGGCCUCCAAGCUCCAACCCCCACUAGGCCACUAAACGUUCUCCAUUGAAGCGCAGUUCACGUUCUCCCGUUGAAGCGCAGUUCACGUUCUCCGUUGAAUCUUAUACUUGUAUCCCUCGUUGAAGCAGCUUCUGAGGCGUAGUAGGUGAAGAGAAAGUCAGCAUAUUGUCUAUCGCUGUGGUGAUGGCACUUCGAAAUGCGAGUUUGUUCUCCAAAUCAGCUUCAACGGAUAAUCGGUUCCAAGUAAAAUUGAGGUCUCCCUGCAGCUUCUCUUCUCCAGUAAAAGUGGGUUACAAGCAGAGAUUAAUGGUAGCAGCUCUAGAUCACAAGAACAACGUCGGUGGCGGAGAUGCCAAGAAGGGUGCAGUCCCCAACUCUAAUUAUGUGGUACCACUUGAUAAAUCUGCAUCUUGCAUCACUCGUCCACUUGCCGAGAUCCUCCGAGAUCUCAACAAAAGGAUUCCUGAUAACAUCCUCAAACCCAACUCCAAAAUUAUUCCAUGGUACCACGCUAAUCGAAUGUUGAGCUUCUAUGCCCCAGGCUGGUGCGGAGAAGUACGUGAUGCUAUCUUCUCUGAUGAUGGAAGUGUAACAGUUGUCUACCGUGUGACUAUACGAGGAUCUGAUGGAGAGGCAUAUCGUGAAGCUACUGGAACAAUAUUGUCUAGUGACCCAAAUACUGCUGACCCAGUUGCUGCCGCAGAAGAGAUUGCUUUUGUCAGGGCCUGUGCUCGUUUUGGGCUUGGGUUGUAUUUAUAUCACGAGGAGUAAUUCAUUUUUCCCAUGUUUAUUCUGGAUUUUGAUGUACAUACAAUCAUGUCUAGAUAAAGACGUGUCACAUGACAUAUCAUACGUGUUGACAUUGAAUGAGCAUCAGGGGAAAGCUUGAUGCCUUUGAGAGCUGUAAUUCUCUCCUGAAAGUAAAGCCAAACAAUGAGUUUACGACUAGUACAAGCUAGUAUACCCAUCGGGGGAUUUGUCUGACUUUGUCUUGUCAAAUGACAUGAUUCAGAAGUAGUUUGAUUGGACACUUGGAUAUAGCUAUGCUUGUUUAUUUCAAGUAGUUUGAUUGGAUAUAGAUAUGCUUGUUUAUUUCAAGUA